AUGACUAUAUCGUUGAGCAACAUAAAGAAAAGAGACCAUGCCAAAAUUUCUGGUGGAAUUUCUAGUGAAACAUCGCUUGUAAAAAGGAAACAAUUGGAAAGCGCCACCGAAGAAGAAGAGGAAGAAUAUACAGACCAUGAAAUCAUUAUAGAGCCGUUGCAUUUUGCCAAUAAUAAUAACACUGUGCUCACGGAUUCAGAAAAUUACCUAAGAUGGCAAAAUACCAUCUCCAACGUUGUUAAAUCAGUUGUUUCCAUUCAUUUUUCGCAAGUUGCGCCAUUCGAUUGCGAUUCUGCUUUAGUGUCUGAAGCUACCGGAUUUGUCGUUGAUGCUAAAUUAGGUAUAAUUUUGACCAAUAGACACGUUGUUGGUCCUGGUCCCUUCGUGGGUUACGUAGUUUUCGACAAUCAUGAGGAGUGUGAUGUUAUACCAAUUUAUAGAGAUCCUGUCCAUGAUUUCGGUUUUCUGAAAUUCGAUCCAAAAAAGAUAAAAUAUUCUAAGAUCGAAGCCUUAACACUAAAACCAAGUUUGGCUAAGGUCGGCUCAGAAAUUAGAGUUGUUGGUAAUGAUGCUGGUGAGAAGCUAAGUAUCCUAGCAGGUUUUAUUAGUAGAAUUGACAGGAACGCCCCAGAAUAUGGUGAGUUAACAUACAACGAUUUCAAUACUGAAUACAUUCAAGCUGCUGCUUCUGCCUCUGGUGGUUCAAGUGGAUCUCCAGUGGUAAAUAUAGAUGGGUAUGCGGUGGCUUUACAGGCAGGUGGCUCCACGGAGGCAUCUACUGAUUUUUUUUUACCGUUAGAUAGAAUUCUGAGAGCCUUGAUUUGUAUCCAAACCAACAAGCCUAUCACACGUGGUACGAUUCAAGUUCAAUGGCUAUUGAAGCCAUAUGACGAGUGUAGGAGAUUAGGUUUAACUUCAGAAAGAGAAAGCGAAGCUCGUGCUAAAUUUCCGGAAAAUAUUGGACUGUUGGUAGCAGAAACUGUUUUGAGAGAAGGUCCAGGUUAUGAUAAAAUCAAGGAAGGUGACACUUUAAUCUCGAUAAGCGAUGAGACUAUAUCUUCCUUCAUGCAAGUGGAUAAAAUUCAAGAUGAAAAUGUUGGGAAGGAAAUCCAAUUAGUUAUUCAAAGGGGCGGUGUCGAACAUACCAUCAUUUGUAAAGUCGGAGACUUGCAUGCUAUCACCCCUCAUCGUUAUGUAGAGGUUUGUGGUGCGACUUUCCAUGAAUUAUCAUAUCAAAUGGCAAGAUUUUAUGCGUUGCCUGUCAAGGGUGUAUUUUUAAGUAGUGCAUCGGGGUCCUUCAACUUUGAUUCAAAAGAAAGAGUGGGUUGGAUCGUAGAUUCCAUAGACAAUAAAGAAACCCCUGACUUAGAUACAUUCAUUGAGAUUAUGAAAACUAUUCCAGAUCGUAAGCGCGUUACUGUACGAUACCACCAUCUCACAGAUCAACAUUCUCCCCUUGUUACUUCUAUUUACAUUGACCGUCACUGGUGCAAUGAAUUCAGAGUUUACACAAGAAAUGAUACAACCGGUGUUUGGGAUUACAGAAAUGUUGCUGAUCCGCUUCCAGCCGACGCAUUAAAACCUCGUUCGGCUAAAAUUAUUCCUAUUCCCGUUAGCAAUGAAAAAGUUGCCAAGUUGUCAUCAUCACUAUGCACAGUAGCUACAAUGGCUGCAGUUCCAUUGGAUUCACUUUCUGCUGAUAUUUUGAAAACAUCUGGUCUGAUCAUUGAUGCGGAAAAAGGUUAUGUCCUAGUAUCUAGAAGGGUAGUUCCACAUGAUUGUCUUGAUACUUUUGUUACCAUUGCAGAUUCUCUUGUAGUUCCAGCCACAGUAGAAUUUCUCCAUCCAACCCACAACUUCGCUAUUGUUAAAUAUGAUCCAAAAUUGGUAAAGGCCCCAUUAAUUACUCCCAAACUGUCUACCACAAGAAUGAAACGUGGUGAUAAGCUUCAGUUCAUAGGUUUUACCCAGAAUGAUAGGAUUGUCACUUCAGAGACAACUGUUUCCGAUAUUUCCUCUGUAAGUAUUCCAAGUAAUCUAAUUCCGAGGUAUCGUGCCACUAAUUUAGAGGCUAUUUCUAUUGACUGUAAUGUUAGUACCAGAUGUAAUUCCGGUAUUUUGACAGAUAGUGACGGUACAGUAAGAGGUUUAUGGCUUCCAUUUUUGGGCGAAAGAUUGGAAAAUAAAGAAAAGGUUUAUUUGAUGGGCCUAGAUAUAAUGGACUGUAAGGAAGUUAUAGAUAUCUUGAAAAAUGGUGGUAAACCAAGAGUAAGUAUAGUUGAUGCUGGAUUUGGUUCAAUUUCCGUUCUACAAGCCAGAAUUAGAGGAGUACCAGAAGAAUGGAUUAUGCGUAUGGAACAUGAAUCAAACAAUAGGCUACAAUUUAUCACUGUUUCUAGAGUUUCUUAUACGGAAGACAACAUUCAUUUAGAGACCGGUGAUGUCAUUUUAUCUGUGGAUGGAAAAUUAGUCACUGAAAUGAAUGAUUUGAAUGGAGUUGUAAGCUCAGCUGAUGGCAUUUUACCACCAGCCAUACUCAAUUUUAAAGUUGUUCGUGAUGGUAAUAUCGUUGAUUUGAAGAUUAAAACCUUAGAAGUUCAGGAAACCGAUCAUUUUGUAAUAUUUGCAGGUGGUAUCUUACAAAAGCCGCAUCACGCCGUUUUACAAGCUAUGGUUGAUGUUCCAAAAGGUGUCUACUGUACCUUCAGAGGAGAAUCGUCACCGGCGCUUCAAUAUGGUAUAUCUGCUACAAACUUCAUUACCCAUGUCAACGAAAUUGAAACACCUAAUCUAGAUGCAUUCCUGAAGGUUGUCAAAACAAUCCCUGAUAACAGUUAUUGUAAAAUGAGGUUAAUGACUUUUGACAACGUUCCUUUUGCUAUUUCGCUGAAAACAAAUUAUCAUUACUUCCCAACUGCGGAAUUAAAGAGAAACAACAUCACACAUAAAUGGAUUGAAAAGGAAUUUACCGGUAACAACCAAAGUGAAAAAUAG
Saccharomyces paradoxus is the source of this 2994-nucleotide messenger RNA. It is a transcript of the gene NMA111, whose product is annotated as Nma111p. The record is from RefSeq and is a predicted model, not a curated record. The transcript has a single exon. Gene Ontology annotation, biological process: proteolysis. Gene Ontology annotation, molecular function: serine-type endopeptidase activity; protein binding. The coding region runs from base 1 to 2994 and encodes 997 amino acids. NCBI's taxonomy places the organism in Eukaryota, Fungi, Ascomycota, Saccharomycetes, Saccharomycetales, Saccharomycetaceae.